GAUGAUUUGGUGGCUGAGCAAGAAGAAUUAGAAGCAUAAGAGAGUGAUGAUGAUUAUUAGACUCUUGAAUGAUUUUCUGUUUUAAAGUUCUAUUAUCUGACUUUUUUCUGAACUGAUCUUGUUUGACUUUUGUACUCUUUUAACGGGAGUUUUGAUUUUCAUUUCAUUUUCUUCUCUUGAAUCCUUGGUUUUCUUAACAUUUGGUAUCAAAGCUGAUUUUUGUCAAAUUCUAUGACUUUCGAAAAUUUUGUCUAGCCCUCAAUCCCUCAUUUUGAUGGUCAUCACUAUGACCAUUGGAGUAUGUUGAUGGAGAAUUUCCUCGGGUCCAAAGAGUGUUGGACAAUUGUUGAAGUUGGAGUUUCUGAACCAGUCGUAGGUGCAGAUGAUGCACAAAGGGUAGAAAUUAAGAUAGAAAAGUUGAAAGAUCUCAAGGCUAAGAACUAUUUGUUUCAAUCCAUUAAUUGGGCUAUCUUGGAAACUGUCCUUAACAAAUCUACUUUCAAGACCAUUUGGGAUUCCAUGAAGAAGAAGUACCAAGGGAAUGAAAGAGCAAAGCAGCAGUAACACUAGACUCUACAGGCAAAAUUUGAAGGUUUGCAGCUGCAUAUUGGUGAAUCUAUAAAUGACUACUUUUCAAAGACAAUGGCAAUCGCAAACAAAAUGAGAAUCCAUGGUGAACAACUAGAGGAUGCUGCCAUAGUUGAGAAAAUUCUUUGGUCUAUGAUAACAAAAUUCAAUUAUGUUGUCUGUUCAAUUAAGAAGUCGAAUGAUAUUGAGGCACUUUCCCUUGAUGAGUUGCAAAACUCGUUGUUAAUUCAUGAGUGAAGGAUAAACUAUCAAGACAAACAGGAGCAAGUAGUGUAGACCUCGCAGACACAAGCCUUGCAAACAACAAUUAAUUCAAGAGCUGUAGGUUGAGGAAAAGGAAAUUGGAAAGGCAGACUAAGAUCUAGUAGACCGAAGGAAAGUUCAACCACUAGAAAUCAAAAGAGGUGACAGAAUAGAAAUGAUCAAACUGCAAAUAACAAAUCUAAGUCUAU
Rubroshorea leprosula is the source of this 1040-nucleotide messenger RNA. NCBI's taxonomy places the organism in Eukaryota, Viridiplantae, Streptophyta, Magnoliopsida, Malvales, Dipterocarpaceae. The record is from the annotation of a GenBank genome assembly.